Messenger RNA from Helobdella robusta, 875 nucleotides. RefSeq lists its product as hypothetical. The transcript has 8 exons. NCBI's taxonomy places the organism in Eukaryota, Metazoa, Annelida, Clitellata, Rhynchobdellida, Glossiphoniidae. The coding region runs from base 1 to 657 and encodes 218 amino acids. Gene Ontology annotation, cellular component: troponin complex. Gene Ontology annotation, biological process: muscle contraction. The record is from RefSeq and is a predicted model, not a curated record.
AUGAGCCGCACCUUAGCAAAAAUAAUAAGACAAGUAAGGCCCUUAGCUAAAAAUAACUUUUUGCUGCAUGCCUCCCCAUCGGCCCAGCUGUCGAAUAUGCAGGCCGAUGAACAAGAAAGCGUAGUAGUUCAGAAGACAGCUGAAGAGCUGAAGAAACAGCAGGAAAUGGAUGCAGUUGAACGCGCCAAAGUUCUGGCAACACGCAUCCCGAAAUUGGCCAUCGACGGCUUAGAUAAAGAUUCUUUGGAAAGGAAAGUUAGGGAAUAUUACGAAGCAGCUUGCAAACUGGAGGAGGAGAAAUAUGAUUGGGAGUUCAAGUUGAGGAAACUUGACUUUGAGAUCAACGAGUUGAACAUCAUCGUCAACGACAUCAAAGGACAUUUCGUCAAGCCUUCAUUGAAAAAAGUUUCCAAAACUGAACAAAAACUCGCAAAAAUCGCCGAAGUCAAGAGCAAGCUCGGCUCAGCCUUCCGUGACAACCUGAAGUCAACCGGCCAAUCAAAAUACGCUCUUGAAGAAAGCGAAGCCAAAGGCAAGCCCGAAUGGGGGCAAGAUACAUUGAAACGAAAGGAGGACGGGGCUGAGGAGGAUGCCCCCGCUGAAGAACAGCACGAAGAACAUCACGAAGAGGAAGAGGAGGAGGAAGAGGAGGAAUAAAUGGACAUAUAAUUAUCAUAAAUUAAAAUAUAAUUUGCGUAAAUUAAUUUUUAGUCGGUUUGAGUUUUAUGAUAAUAUAUUUCAGUGUAUCACUUUAUCCAAAACCUGUUGAAUAAUUUCUUUCUUUAAUAUAAAUAAUCAUCAUCUUUUUCGAAGUCAAAUAAAAUCAAAUAUUUUUAUUGUCGUCUAUCGGGAGAUAAAUAAAAGCGUUCAUCUUU